Molecule: messenger RNA, 324 nt
Organism: Cornus florida
Lineage: Eukaryota; Viridiplantae; Streptophyta; Magnoliopsida; Cornales; Cornaceae
Product: replication protein A 70 kDa DNA-binding subunit C-like
Exons: 2
Coding region: 1-324 (107 amino acids)
Biological process (GO): positive regulation of cytoplasmic translation
Cellular component (GO): cytoplasm
Molecular function (GO): translation regulator activity; mRNA binding; single-stranded RNA binding
Source: RefSeq, a predicted model, not a curated record
AUGCCAGUAGGGUUUGCCAGGAGUGGUGUCAUUUGUUAUCGUUGUAAUCAGCCGGGUCACUACAAGUCAGAGUGUCCACAGACAUCGGUUAAUUCUGGGGCUUGUUUUGGUUGUGGCCAACAGGGCCAUAAGGUUAAGAAUUGUCCUAAUCAGGGAGCAGGCACCGGUAGUGGAAGAGGGUCACAGCAGAGGCCGUCACAGUCGGCUACGGUUCAGUCAGGUUUCAGACCACCACCAUCACAACCUGCCAUGUCCUCUCAGAGUUCACGGCCAGUUAGGAGGGAUACUCCUACUAUGUCUUCUAAGGUCACAGAGAGGCAAUGA